Alosa sapidissima (American shad) is the source of this 486-nucleotide messenger RNA. Its product is annotated as zymogen granule membrane protein 16-like. The record is from RefSeq and is a predicted model, not a curated record. NCBI's taxonomy places the organism in Eukaryota, Metazoa, Chordata, Actinopteri, Clupeiformes, Clupeidae. Bases 1 to 486 code for a protein of 161 amino acids. The transcript has 3 exons.
AUGCCCAGCCUGCUUCCCUGGAUGGUCCUCUGUGUGCUGGGGGUCACAUCCCUGACUCAAGCUGACCAAUACUCGUUCUCCUCCGUCGUGGGAAGAGCCUCAGGUUUGCAGUAUGCCACCGAGGGAGAUGGACACAUCACAAGUAUCAGAGUCUGGGACGCUUACGGCUACAUCGCAGGUUUCCAGCUAAGGUACGCCAUCACAUGGGGUCCGGUGUAUGGCCGUCGGAUUGGCCAGGCGACUGAACUGGAGUUGACUGAAGGAGAGGGUAUUGUGCAGCUCUCAGGGAAGUACAACUACAGAAACUACAUCUGGCAGUUGAUGUUUGUUACCAGCAGAGGGCGCUCUCUGGUCGCUGGCCAGCCCUCUGGAUCCUCCUUCAACUUCUAUCCUACCAACAGCAGCAGUGAGCUGCUGAUUCUGAGUGGCAGGGUCAAUAGAUACGGCAUCACCGCCAUUGGGGCACACUGGGGAUGGUCAACAUAA